Messenger RNA from Penicillium canescens, 1528 nucleotides. RefSeq lists its product as uncharacterized. The record is from RefSeq and is a predicted model, not a curated record. Lineage: Eukaryota; Fungi; Ascomycota; Eurotiomycetes; Eurotiales; Aspergillaceae. The transcript is spliced from 4 exons. The coding region runs from base 1 to 1428 and encodes 475 amino acids. Gene Ontology annotation, biological process: transmembrane transport. Gene Ontology annotation, molecular function: transmembrane transporter activity.
AUGUCCGAGCCCGACCAAAGGGGCAUUCCUUCUGGGGACCCCAAGUCUUCGGAUGCUGUGGAUCCCAACAACCCACAGAAUUGGUCUCUCGAAGCCAAACUAUCCACGUACUCCACAAUUUGCUCGUUUACCUUCCUCGCCAACGUCAACAGUAGCAAUUUUACUGUUGCAACCCAGCCCAUCAUCAAAGAGUUCCAUGUUACCCAGACUCAAGCCGGUGAGCUAGUCUGUUUCAAUGUAUUCCUUUUUGGCAUGGGAAAUAUUUUCUGGGUGCCACUUAUGCGAGUCAUUGGAAAGCGUCCGGUGUAUCUAGUUGCAAUGCUCGGCCUGUGCAUGAUGAACGUGUGGUCCAGUCAAGCCAUGAGUUAUGGAGAACUACUUGCUUCGCGGAUCCUAUCUGGAUUUGCUGCAGCCGCGGCUGAUGCCACUGUUCCCGCCGUGGUGGCGGACAUGGUCGCUCCCCAGGAUCGUGGACAUUACAUGAUGUUCUUCCAUUUGGCAAUGACAUCAGGUCUGUUUCUCGGUCCAUUAAUCAAUGCUUAUCUAGUCCAAGAGGAGAACUGGCGCUGGAUGUGUUAUUUCCUUGCGAUUGCCGUUGGUGUCAUCUUCAUUGUCGCUAUUUUCACCAUCAGAGAAACCUCUUACCACAAACGACACGUCAGUUCCUCUCCGAUGAACCGAUCGCAAUUGCAGUGGAUGUCCUUGACAGCGGGCUUUAAUCGAGACGCAUCAUUCAUGCAGGCUCUCUUGGAUAUCCUUGCAAAUGCCGCAUACCCGCCUUUGAUCUGGUGCUCGUUAACUAUUGGAAUAUCUGUUGGCUGGAACAUUGUUGUUCAACUUAUGUCAUCUCGGACAUUCACGAAGCCCCCUUACAACUGGGAACUGGGUGACCUGGGCCUGCUCUCGCUAGCGGGAUUCAUUGGUUCUAUCCUUGCAUUUUAUGUAGGUGGUCGCUUGAUCGACAUUGUCUCUACGCGAAGCACUGCUCGACAUGGCGGCGUUCGUAAGCCGGAAUAUCGACUGCCUGCUAUCGUGAUCCCUGGCGUGGUUGGACCCGCAGGAAUUCUCAUUUUUGGUCUUUGCAUCGCAAACAAAACCCACUGGAUGGGCCCCGCAGUGGGUAAUGCUAUGCAGGCUUUCGGUGUCGCCGCUAUCAGCAACGUUGCGGUGACAUACUCGCUGGACUUGUAUAAACCGGUUACUGGUGAGGCUUUGGUCAUCAUAUUCGUGAUUCGGAACACCAUCGGGAUGCUGGUAUCGUUAUACGCCGCAGACUGGAUUGAACGUCAAGGACCUACAGCUGUCUUUGGUGAAAUGACUGCGAUCCAAGUCGUGAGCAUCCUCUUUGCGAUCCCCCUUUUCAUUUGGGGUAGUUCUAUUCGAGCUUUCACUUCACGAUAUGGUCCCAUGAAGCGUUUCCAGGAUUAGUGAGCACUUUUAAUUGAUACUUUACGCGUUUCUUGGGUCUAUAGGCCCAUGAGCAUGUGAAUCCAACAUUGUAUGUCAUACAAAGGGUGUGUUAUACGAG